GGAAAUGCUUGUAUUUGCAGCUUGAUAGGUACACACGCACACACACACACAUCUACACGCAACCAAAGAUCUAUUGAAUUGAAAAGCAUGGAGAUAGCGUCCAAUUUCUGCCUCCUACACGCAAAGCUGUCCAAAUUGGGCUUCAGCGAUUGGGCCUCUGUUAACGAAGGCGACGUCAUGACUGGCAGCCCGCACACGUUCGCCGUCUUUCUGCGCUUCCUGUACCGGCGCUUUCCUGCCGCGACGGCAACGCUGUUGCGCCGCUACGACUGGUUUCUCGUGGAAGCUGACGAUGCGAAGGUGGGGGCUUCCACGUUGCGCCUGCUGUCCACUGCCGCUCACGAAACCAAUUUGAUUUCCGCUGCCCAGUUUGGUCAGUGCAAGUACGCCAUGAUAAAGAUCAACAUGUGCCACAGCCUGCUGCGGCUCCUCCGCUCGCUUCGUGCCACGUCAUCAGCUCCUGUUGCUACGGGUUGUUUGACAUACCAAGGGCUGAAGGCUGCUGCGACACGCGAGGAGAUCGCGCCUUACUGCUCUCCAAGUCGGACCCCUAACGGUCGCCUUAGAAUCAAUGAGCGGAGAAGCGAGCUCAAUUCUGUUUCUCGAUCAUGA
Molecule: messenger RNA, 612 nt
Organism: Leptomonas pyrrhocoris
Lineage: Eukaryota; Euglenozoa; Kinetoplastea; Trypanosomatida; Trypanosomatidae
Exons: 1
Coding region: 88-612 (174 amino acids)
Source: RefSeq, a predicted model, not a curated record